AUGCAAUCAGUCUGCCGAGCGGUGGCCCAGCGCUUCGGAUGGGACGGCAGUCCAGUGCCUUGCGCCCUCGACGCGUCGCAGAUCUGCCGCCUGCGGCGACCCGCACCGCCGGCGGCAAACCCAGAGCUGGGCGACCACUCAGAGGCUGAGGGCCUCUACCGCUCAGCCCUGGCGGUGCGGGCCAGCGCCCUUGGGCCAGAGGAUCCAGAUGUUGCUGUAACCGCCCACAACCUGGGGGUCUGCCUGGCCGCCACCGGCCAGCACGCGGAGGCGCUCGUGUUCCACAAGCAGGCGCUGUUUGUGCGCGAGGCGGCGGCGGCAGCAGCGGCGGCGGCAGGCGGCGGCGGCGGCGCGGCGGCGCGCGGCGAGGUGCUCGCGUCGCACAAGGCGGCCGCGGCGUGCCUGCGGCGGCUCGGGUGCGAGGGCCAGGCGGAGCCGCACCUGUCCGCGCUGCUCGACGCCGCGCGCGGCCGCGCAGACGGGGACGCGGUUGCAGGCAGCAGCGGCGGCGGCGGCGGCGUCCGCCGGCGGCGGGACGCGCUGUUGGAGCUGUCCGCUGCGGCGGAGGACUUCGCGCGCUGCCUCGCGGCGCAGGGCGCGCACGCGCGCGCUGAGGAUGCGCUGUGGGAGGCGCUGGAGGCGCGGCGGGAGGCGCUGGGCGCGCAGCACCCGAGCGUGAGGCUGCUGGAGGAUAAAAUAACCAGCUGCCUCGAGGCGCUGCAGUGA
Messenger RNA from Monoraphidium neglectum, 726 nucleotides. RefSeq lists its product as hypothetical. The transcript has 2 exons. NCBI's taxonomy places the organism in Eukaryota, Viridiplantae, Chlorophyta, Chlorophyceae, Sphaeropleales, Selenastraceae. The record is from RefSeq and is a predicted model, not a curated record. Gene Ontology annotation, molecular function: protein binding. Bases 1 to 726 code for a protein of 241 amino acids.